Messenger RNA from Serpula lacrymans var. lacrymans S7.9, 551 nucleotides. RefSeq lists its product as uncharacterized. Bases 30 to 551 code for a protein of 173 amino acids. The transcript is spliced from 2 exons. NCBI's taxonomy places the organism in Eukaryota, Fungi, Basidiomycota, Agaricomycetes, Boletales, Serpulaceae. The record is from RefSeq and is a predicted model, not a curated record. Gene Ontology annotation, cellular component: mitochondrion. Gene Ontology annotation, molecular function: zinc ion binding; protein-folding chaperone binding. Gene Ontology annotation, biological process: protein folding; protein stabilization; protein import into mitochondrial matrix.
GUGGCAAAAUUUCUUUAGCUUCCUCUAUCAUGCUUCCCUCUAGACUUUUCCGCAACGUGGGUAUUGCUCCUCCCCUGCGCUCACUCAUAGCCCCGCAUUCAUCAUUGCCUGCAUCUGUAUCAGUUCAGCUAAGACUACGACUGGGCAUUUCUCGUUAUAAUUCGUCAUCAUCGUCAUCACCGCCCCCCGCGUCAUCUUCACCUCCACCAUCCACGACGUCCUCAACACCCGUCAUAUCCCCCUCAUCUCAACCUCUUACUACUGACCCUCUAGAACCACGUCUCUCACUGACCUUCACAUGUACCGCACCGGGUUGCUCCACCCGCUCCACGCACACAUUUACCAAAAGAGCUUACGAGCGCGGUAUUGUGCUCGUGGAAUGUCCAGGAUGUCAAAAUAGACAUCUCAUCGCUGACCACCUAGGGUGGUUCAAAGAUAGUACAGAAGAAGGCAAACUAAAAACUGUCGAAGAUAUCCUCCGUUCGCGAGGCGAGCAAGUGCGUCGUGGGAGGCUUGAUGCGGGUGGAGUAGUAGAAUAUACUGAAAACUGA